This is a messenger RNA of Pectinophora gossypiella (pink bollworm), 1311 nucleotides long. RefSeq lists its product as uncharacterized. The record is from RefSeq and is a predicted model, not a curated record. The transcript has a single exon. Bases 1 to 1311 code for a protein of 436 amino acids. Lineage: Eukaryota; Metazoa; Arthropoda; Insecta; Lepidoptera; Gelechiidae.
AUGGAGCAAAUAUUCCUGUUUGAAAUUUUCGUCAAAAGGAUCGUACUCAAGAUAGAACCACCCACAAAAGAUGAGUACGAACUCCGGAUGGAAGAAGAGGAAAGAAAAAGGGAGGCUGAAGCACUUGCAGCUCUAGAAGCGUUAAAAAAAGGCAAAAAAGGAAAAGCAAAGAAACCACCUAAGCCAAAGAAAGGCAAAAAAGGUAAAAAGGAACCCCCAGGUCCUUCAGAGGAAGAAAUGAAAUAUAUGCAAACAUGUACUGUACAAAUGAAUUGUCUCCCACUCUUCGAUUUGUAUGUGGCUCAUGACAACUUUGUCGCUCCUCCUCCACCACCGCCGCCACCCAAAGCAGGAAAAAAGGGGAAGAAAGCGAAACCAAAAAAGAAAAAAAAAGGAAAGAAAGGCAAACCGGUAGUUUUCAAACUCGCUUUACCUUCGGAGCCCUUACCACAGCCACCAUAUUUUGGUGUUGGAAGUUCAAUUAUGAUUCUUUCAAGGCCCGGUAUGUUAGAAGAGAUUUUACGAAAGACUCCUAUAUACAUACAAGUUUGGAAUAGAGAAGAACAUAUGAAUUGCAUCGGUUUUUGUAUAGUUGAAUGGCACGAGACUUUCCUAGAAUGUGUUAAAAGGUCGGGCGAUUACAAUCCUGUCGAUAUGGACCAAGCGGAAUAUAGAAACCCAGAAAAACCGGAAAUGUUCUCAAAUACUGUUCAAUUCAUACAACCCUUGCAAUGUGAAGAAGAUUUAAAAGCUUCAGGAGAAGUUGAAUUUUAUGUACGUUUAAGUUGUUUAGGGAACAAAGUGAUAUCCUAUUUCAUUCAAUUACCCGAAAUGGAAAGAUUACCCGGUCGAAAGUAUUUGAACGACGAAUUGAAACUGAGAGAUCUCGAAGUAGUUCGUCACUGGGAAGGGACUUAUAUAGAAAAUGUUCCACCUGUGGCUUAUUUCUUUGGAGCCCCAGAUAUAAUGAGAGAGCCAGUGGUACCUGUAGAGAAAGAAGUAGUAUAUGAAGACUUUGUGGCUCCGUUUACUAACAGCGAAUUGGCAAUACUAGCUAUGGGAUUCCCUAAAGGACCAUGUGGCGGGACGAACUGUCCUAAACGUAUGGAUUUCAGAGGGAGUCAGCAUCAAUUUAUCCAUGGCGAUACAGUUAAAGGUAAGUAUCAGCAUGGACAGUUUGUUAACAAACGAGAUCUUCACGGACCCUGCGGUCGGUUGGACUGUCCAUUAGCGAAGAAAAUUCGAACCUACAUUUGUAAUGAAGGUUGCUAUAAACCGUGCAAAAAGCCAUGUCCUAAAGAUUACUACUGA